UCUCAAUCCUCAAGUGACUUGAACAUGGAUUUACAACAUGUACUGCAGACUGACAUUUUGUCCAUAAUAAUGGCCAUAGCGGUUAUUAUUUUACUUUGGAAGUACAUGGGGAAACAGAGAAGUUAUGGACAUUUGCCACCGGGUCCUUCACUAAUUCCUCUUCUUGGUAACUUGUUACAAAUGGAUCUGAAACGACCGGACAAGUCCUACAUGGAGCUCAGUAAGAAAUACGGCUCAGUGUUUACUGUGUGGUUGGGCCCCAAACCUGUAGUGGUGGUCUCUGGCUAUCAGGCCAUCAAGGAAGCUCUGGUAGACCAAGGAGAAGAGUUCAAUGGAAGAGCCAACCCUGCCAUUACCCUGAAACUCUUUAACGAGCACGGGGUGGGAUCAAGUAAUGGGCAGAGAUGGAAAACUCUUCGCAACUUCUCCUUGACGUCCCUGAAAAACCUCGGAAUAGGAUGCAGGAGCCUCGAGGAGAGGGUCCAAGAGGAAGCUAAGAGUCUAGUGAAAGCCUUCAGUGAAUAUGGAGGUAUGUUGUUUAAGUCUGUGACAUCUGUUUAUUCCACUGUGAACCCCAAAGAGCUCCUGUUCCAUACUAUCAUCAACCUAUUCUGGUCCAUAGUCCUUGGGCGCAGGUUUGAAUACAACGACCCAGAGUUUCAGAUCUUCUACAAGCCUGUCUAUACAUACUUCGACAUGCUAAAAAGCAAAGUGUCAAUGGUAUGGUAG
Oncorhynchus tshawytscha (Chinook salmon) is the source of this 729-nucleotide messenger RNA. Its product is annotated as cytochrome P450 2M1-like. Bases 25 to 729 code for a protein of 234 amino acids. Gene Ontology annotation, biological process: xenobiotic metabolic process. The transcript is spliced from 4 exons. Gene Ontology annotation, cellular component: cytoplasm; intracellular membrane-bounded organelle. Gene Ontology annotation, molecular function: heme binding; oxidoreductase activity, acting on paired donors, with incorporation or reduction of molecular oxygen, reduced flavin or flavoprotein as one donor, and incorporation of one atom of oxygen; iron ion binding. Lineage: Eukaryota; Metazoa; Chordata; Actinopteri; Salmoniformes; Salmonidae. The record is from RefSeq and is a predicted model, not a curated record.